CUGAUGCAGAUGGUGGAUAACGGAGAGCAUCCCGGUCCACGGAUACUGCACCAGAGUUGGAAAACCCACGAGUUGCCAGCCCAUUUCGAAAAAUGGAGCAAGGCUUGGAGAAAAUAUCAUGGCGAUGACUGGCUGUGA
Acaulospora colombiana is the source of this 138-nucleotide messenger RNA. The record is from the annotation of a GenBank genome assembly. Lineage: Eukaryota; Fungi; Glomeromycota; Glomeromycetes; Diversisporales; Acaulosporaceae.